This is a messenger RNA of Amphibalanus amphitrite, 2564 nucleotides long. RefSeq lists its product as uncharacterized. The transcript has 3 exons. Gene Ontology annotation, cellular component: cytosol; nuclear speck. Lineage: Eukaryota; Metazoa; Arthropoda; Thecostraca; Balanomorpha; Balanidae. The record is from RefSeq and is a predicted model, not a curated record. The coding region runs from base 240 to 680 and encodes 146 amino acids. Gene Ontology annotation, biological process: maintenance of rDNA; regulation of sister chromatid segregation; DNA repair.
ACAAUUUUUGAUAUUUAAUGAAUAUAUUAUUAACCAGUUUGCAGUAUUUUUUAUGUUAAACAAAUUCGAAACAAAAAAUUUGUAAAUACGUCUUAUAAGACGUAUUUACAUGAACAUCUAUAAGUUCGUGAUUCAGCAUUCAGCAUUGCCAUCUAUAGAUGGCCUUGGCCAAAAAAGAGGACAGCCAAUUGGGAAAAUUGAGAAAAGGGAGAGAAAAGUAAUUACUCGUAAAGUGGAAUAUGACCGCGAUAAUGGCGCGGUUCGACUGUCCGGCCUAUAAGCUUCUGGCCGGAGAUCUGCACGGCAGCCAGCCGGUUGAGUCCUCCGGCGGUCAGCUGGUGGAGUCCUCUGAGUGGCGCCUGGCCGGCGGCGGGGCACCGCGGCAGCUGCGGCUCGUCUGGCUGCAGGGCGAGCUGAGGAACGUCAGCGCCGACUACGACAGUGCGGCGCUGGUGGAUACCUCCGGCUCGGUGCUGCUGACUGGCUGCACGGCGGCGCCUGGGGACCCGCACUGGAUGGAGGACGGUCGCUACUGUAUGGCGGUGGGGGAGUUGACGUGCGGCUCGCCCCCGCAGCUGAGCGUUAUCAAGCUGGCGCCUCUGCCGGAGGUCCACCGUCAGAUGUGGGAGCUGGAGGUACGGCACGCGCGCGCCCACCUCCUACAGGGCGCCGCCGAGUGAUGGCCGGCCGGCCGCCGCGGGCCGCUGGACGCUGGGCUGUGUGAUGGGGACGGAUCCCUCACCGGUGAGUCAGAUGGACCACUGGGCCGGGACCUUCCGCGGCCAGAACUCAGGACUCAGCCGGGCAGACAGUGGGUGAGUCCGUUGCCUGCACCGCUCAGAGCUGUGAUAGGAGUUGCGUGGGAACGGUGGACCAGUACUGGCGAUAAAGGGCGACGUAUCGGGUGCGAAGGGGCACCUAACCUGGAACUUCCAUAAGGAAUCGUGACAUCGUGUUUACAGCCAGCCAAGUGUGGGCUCAACUUUCGUUACACAAAGAGACAUGGAACGUCUGUUGGCGAAGUGAACGGCACCUGUCAAUUCGUGAUCCGGAAUUUGACGCCAAGCUUGACAUUCCGGCUGUUGAUUUAUUGUCGCGUGACAGUACUCAGUACUGUUUUGGAAAUGCGGCCCUGGUGACUGGAAAAGUGAUUAGGCACGACACUUGUCCAUCGAAGGGUGGCUCUAUUUACCGGCUCCAAUGUCGCCCUGCGCCGGUGACGCAGGCAGAACCAUCCAGAGCGGCCGCCGCACACAAAGACAACACAAAGAGACUGCGACCGACCGGCCGGGUGCCAGCAGUUGCGCCACUCCGGUCCUGAGGGGUGACUGGAGUCUGCCGAGCCCCGCCGCUGCGGCUGUACCGCUCCGGUGGCGACACUCCGUCCAGAACACUCACCUGUAGCUCGAAGACGACCUCGAUCAGCCGCUGGAGCGAGGGCACCAUGAUGAGGCGCGCCGAGCGCCGCUGCCAGCGUCACCGCCACUGCCGGCGCACCGUCUGUGGUCCAGGAGCGAGCGACCGACCGCGCACGUGCUGCGCCGCCGCGUCCGUCCGCCGCCGACCAGAAUAGACGACUGGCGGCCGGCCAGCGGCCAGCUGAGCGCCGCCGCAGCUGCGCGCCGCCGGCGGCCGCCGCAGCUCCGGAGCUGGCCGAGCUGCGGCGCGGAGCUGCGCGCGGGGGGGGGGGAGCUGGGACAGUCGGCCGGUCGGUGUCGCCAAAGGAUGGGGUGUGACAGGGGGAGUGGGCUGACUCAUGGCCCGGGGUGAGUCAUUCGCGACAGAACGGCCGCUACAAAUUUACUCCGCCGUCAGCCGUGGAAGCUAACCAGUUUUGUAUCGGAAGCGGCGGCGCGAUGUAUCCUCUCUUCUCCGUCUGCGCUGCGGCUCAGCUAAACUGGCUCCCCGGUUUGAUUGAUACGCUAUCGAUGUUCAGUCAUUAACCGUGUCUUUUAUGGUGAUAUUGUGGUGACGCCAUAACACAGUUCUAAGGAUCAGGGACAUUGUUGGUCCGUUUUCCGGCCUGUGUCGACGUUAGCUGUCAUUCGAUAAGGGCGUGAGCAUAUUAUCGAUGAUCCUCUGCCAAUUUCCAUACGGCCGGAUCCGUUCCGGGUGAAAUGAUCCACUUUCUCUGGCCUCUUGUGUCCGGUUUCCUGUCUUCAUGCUGUGCCCCAUGACUGAUGAGUUGUCUCUUCUAUCGCCUGUCUCCGUCCACUCCCUCCCCCGCCCCCCCCCCCCCGCCCCGCUCCUCCUCCCCGUCUCGGUUUGUUGCUGCUGACUGCGGCGUCCCGUCCCUGUCAGGUGUGUGCUGUCACUGACGGGCUCGGAAGUCGGAGCCGGUGACAGCCGUCACACUUUGUGACAGGCGUGCGCCAGCUGUCUCACAACUGUCAUCUGCCAAUUGGCCCAGGGGUUAGGUCGUAAGGGACCUGAUACGGCUGUGACUUGUGUGUGAUCAGUGUGGCGUGACUGUGAACUUGUGCGUAACAAAGGUUGUGUCAGUGAUUCAGUGAUAAUGACCCAUGGCGGUCGGAGCGGGAUCAAUAAACUCGCAUUGAUCACCA